Alosa alosa (allis shad) is the source of this 1664-nucleotide messenger RNA. It is a transcript of the gene ada2b, whose product is annotated as adenosine deaminase 2b. Lineage: Eukaryota; Metazoa; Chordata; Actinopteri; Clupeiformes; Clupeidae. Gene Ontology annotation, molecular function: adenosine deaminase activity. The coding region runs from base 88 to 1599 and encodes 503 amino acids. Gene Ontology annotation, biological process: inosine biosynthetic process; adenosine catabolic process. The transcript has 10 exons. The record is from RefSeq and is a predicted model, not a curated record.
GCGUCAAGACAGCAUCCCUCAUACUGAUUAUGCCAGAAAACGGCCUCGACUACAAGCCAAAUAAUUGCGUAAUACCAGGACAACAACAUGGCCUUCGGAAUCCUCAGGCUCCCACUCUUCUCUUUGAUGGCCUUGGCCCUAAUGAACCCCUGCACUGGUGCCCCUGAUACACGUCAAAGGGAGACGCUGAUGCGACAGGAGGCCUCCAGGCAGACAGGGGGCAGUGUGGUUUUGACUCCUGCUGAGCUGCAGGUGGAUGCAUACCUGCAUAAGUUGAAGGUGAAGGAGAGGGCAUCUGUUCCGUUCCCUCCUUCCAUACAUUUCUUCAAAGCUCGCGCACGCAUCCAGAAGAGUCCUGUCUUUAAACUCUUACAGAAAAUGCCAAAAGGCGGAGCUCUCCAUGUGCACAGCACAGCCAUGGUCAGCCCUGAAUGGCUGGUGAGGAAUGUCACCUACAGGCCCAACUGCUACAUCUGUUUCACGUGGGGUGGCUCAGUGCGGUUCCUGUUCUCAGAUGGACAGCCCUACCCACAGUGGGACUGUCUCUACUGGCAGCUCUUACAAAGCCUCAGAGCCAGCAUGGUUGACCCUGCUAAGUUUGACAAAAGCCUGAUCCAAAACCUCACCCUGUUUACUGAGGACCCAGAGUCUGCAUACCCAAGUGACGACGCUGUGUGGGCGAGGUUUGAAGAUGCUUUUAGGAUCAUCUCUGGACUUGUCACCUAUGCAGCUGUGUUUAUGGACUACCUUUACCAAAGCCUGGAAGAAUUCUAUGCAGACAAUGUUAUGUAUGUCGAAAUCAGGAGUGGUUUGACCAGGACUUAUGAGCUUGAUGGCAGCAUCCAUGACAAAAUUUGGUCCCUAAAAGCCUAUAGGGAUGUGAGUGCAAAGUUUUCAACUAAACAUCCAGACUUUUUGGGGUUAAGGAUCAUACUUUCUACACACAGGAUUCAGAGAGUAUCUACAAUCAAGGCUGCAAUCAAGGAGGCUAUUGAAAUGCAAAAGAAUUUCCCAGAACUAAUUGCAGGGUUUGACUUGGUGGGGAGGGAGGAUGAUGGGAGGCCUCUCUGGUACUUCAGGGAGGCGCUGUCUCUCCCUGCUGAGCUUGGUGUAAAACUACCCUACUAUUUCCACGCAGGAGAGACUGACUUGGAGGGUACAGAUGUGGAUGCCAACUUGAUAGAUGCCCUGCUGUUCAACACCAGUCGGAUUGGGCAUGGUUAUGCACUGCCUCACCAUCCUUUAAUCAAAGAACUUUCCAGAAAGAAUGGUGUAGCUGUAGAAGUAUGUCCGAUAUCAAACCAGGUGCUGAGGCUGGUCUCAGAUUUCCGUCAUCACCCUGCUGCAGUUCUUAUGACUGAGGGAUACCCAGUGGUCAUAAGUUCUGAUGAUCCCACCCUGUUUGGGAACCCUGGACUCUCCUAUGACUUCUACGAGGCCUUUGUUGGGAUUGGAGGGAUGAGAGCAAACUUGGGCACCUUAAAAGAACUCGCUAUGAAUUCAAUCAAGUACAGCUCUCUGUCCCCACACUUAAAGAAGAAAUUGAUGAACAUGUGGCAGGAUAAAUGGAAGAAAUUUAUUUCUAACCAAAAAGAUUAAGAAACUGAUCAUUGUAAAGACCCAGAUCCGCUCUGACCCACUCUGAGGAGGUCUUCCAACCAUAU